This is a messenger RNA of Rana temporaria (common frog), 4114 nucleotides long. Its product is annotated as zinc finger protein 585A-like. The transcript has 3 exons. NCBI's taxonomy places the organism in Eukaryota, Metazoa, Chordata, Amphibia, Anura, Ranidae. The record is from RefSeq and is a predicted model, not a curated record. The coding region runs from base 20 to 3604 and encodes 1194 amino acids.
GAGUGGAGAUCAACAGUCUAUGGAGGAGGGGGAGAUGAUUAUGGAAAGUAAACAGGAGGAAUCUUCCCUACAUAUCAACAGAAAUGGAGGCGGAGCCUGGAAUAUCUCCGAGGGACGUUUUUUUUUAUCUUCAGGUUACGACAUUGACCCGAACCCUCCCGGAGAUAAUGUCCUUCCUCAGACUAUACAGAGAUCAAUGGAGUCCUCUGAUGGAUCACAUAUUGUAAACUCAACUAUGGAUUUAAGUUUGGGAAGGUUACCCGAUCCUUCUAAUCCCGGGGAAUCUUCCUACAGCCAUCAAGGCCUUACCACCGGAGAGAGUCCAAUGUCAUGUUCAGAGUGCGGGAAAUCCUUCACUCAUAAAGGAGACUUUGCUAAACAUCAGAGAACUCACACAGGGGAGCGUCCUUAUUCAUGUACAGAGUGCGGGAAAUCUUUCGCUCGUAAAGAUAGACUAAAUGUACACCAGAAAACUCACAUGGGUGAGUGUCCUUAUUCAUGUUCAGAGUGCGGGAAAUCUUUCGUUCAAAAAGAAGACCUUGCUAAACAUCAGAGAGUUCACAUGGGUGAGCGUCCCUAUUCAUGUUCAGAGUGCGGGAAAUCUUUCACUCGUAAAGAACGUCUAGAUGUACACCAGACAACUCACACGGGUGAGCGUCCUUAUUCAUGUUCAGAGUGCGGGAAAUCUUUCACUCGUAAAGAUAGCCUAAAUGUACACCAGAAAACUCACACGGGUGAGUGUCCUUAUUCAUGUUCAGAGUGCGGGAAAUCUUUCACUCAUAAAGGAGACUUUGCGAAACAUCAGAGAGUUCACACAGGUGAGCGUCCUUAUUCAUGUUCAGAGUGCGGGAAAUCUUUCAGUCAUAAAAAAAACCUAAAUGCACACCAGAAAGCUCACAAAGGUGAGCGUCCUUAUUCAUGUUCAGAGUGUGGGAAAACUUUCGUUCUGAAAAGAGGCCUUAUUUCACACCAGAAAAUUCACACGGAUGUGCGUCCUUAUUCAUGUUUAGAAUGUGAGAAACGUUUCAUUUACAAAGGAGAACUUCUUAUACAUCAGAAAAGCCACACAGGUGAGCGCCCCUAUUCAUGUUCAGAGUGCGGGAAAAGUUUCACUGAGAAAUCAAAACUUGAAAGACACCAGAAAACACACACUGACGAGAAACCUUUUUCAUGUACAGAAUGUGGGAAAGGUUUUCUUCGGAAAGCCGACCUCCUUAUACACCAGAGAUGUCACACAGGGGAGCGCCCCUAUUUAUGUUCAGAGUGUGGGAAAUGUUUCAGUGGCAAAAAAGUUCUUCUUAUUCACCAAAGAAGUCACACAGGGGCGCACCCUUAUUCAUGUUCAGAGUGCGGGAAACGUUUUGGUCAGAAAGCAGGACUUUAUCAACAUUUGAAAACUCACACAGGCGAGCGCCCCUAUUCAUGUCCAGAGUGCGGGAAAUGUUUCAGUGCGAAAGGAAAGCUUUUUAGACACCAGGGAACUCACACAGGAGAAAAGCCUUAUUCAUGUCCAGAGUGUGGGAAGUGUUUUAGUAGGAAAGAAGACCUUCCUGGACACCAGAGAAGUCACACAGGCGAACGUCCCUUUAUAUGUACAGAGUGCGGGAAAUGUUACACUAAUAAAAAAGUACUUCUUAGACACCAAAGAAUUCACACGGGUGAAUGUCCCUAUUCAUGUUCAGAGUGUGGAGAACGUUUUAUUUGGAUAGAACAGCUACAUAAACAUCAAAGAAUUCACACAGGUGAGGCCCCCUAUUCAUGUUCAGAGUGCGGGAAAUCUUUCACUGAGAAAGGACACCUUCUUAAUCACCAGAAAAUUCACACAGGAGAAAAACCUCAUUCAUGUCCAGAGUGUGGGAAAUGUUUUCUUAGGAAAGACGACCUCAUUAGACACGAGAGAAGUCACACGGGAGAGCGUCCCUUUUUAUGCACAGAGUGCGGGAAAUGUUUCACUGAGAAAAAAGUACUUCUUAUACACCAAAGAAUUCACACAGGAGAAAAGCCUUAUUCAUGUUCAGAGUGCGGGGAAUGUUUUAUUCGGAUAGAACUGCUUCACAAACAUAAGAGAAUUCACACAGGUGAGAAUCCCUAUUCGUGUUCAGAGUGCGGGAAAUCUUUCACUGAGAAAAAAGUUCUUCUCAAUCACCAAAGAAUUCAUUUGGAAGAAAAGCCUUAUUCGUGUUCAGAGUGCGGGAAAAGUUUCACAGAGAAAAGAAAACUUCUUCAACACCAGAAAAUUCACACCGGAGAGAGUCCAAUGUCAUGUUCAGAGUGCGGGAAAUCCUUCACGCAUAAAGCAGCCCUUGUUACACAUCUUAGAAUUCACACAGGUGAGCGUCCUUAUUCAUGUACAGAGUGCGGGAAAUCUUUCGCUCAUAAAGAAAACGUUGCUAAACACCAGAAAGUUCACACGGGCGAGCGUCCUUAUUCAUGUUCAGUGUGCGGGAAAUCUUUCACUCGUAGAGAAGGCCUAAAUGUGCACCAGAAAACUCACACAGGUGAGCGUCCUUAUGCGUGUUCAGUGUGCGGGAAAUCUUUCACUCGUAAAGAAGGCCUUGAUAUACACCAGAAAACUCACACGGGUGAGCGUCCCUAUUCGUGUUCAGAUUGCGGGAAAUCUUUUAUUCAAAAAGGAAAACUUCUUCUACAUCAGAAAACUCACACGGGGGAGCGUCCAUAUUCGUGUUCAGAGUGCGGGAAAAGUUUUGUUCAUAAAGGAGGCCUUGUUACACACCAGAAAAUUCACACGGAUGUGCGUCCUUAUUCGUGUAUAGAAUGUGAGAAAUGUUUCAUUCACAAAGGAGAACUUCUUAGACAUCAGAAAAGCCACACAGGUGAGCGUCCCUAUUCAUGUACAGAGUGCGGGAAAAGUUUCACUGAGAAAUCUAUACUUGAAAGACACCAGAUAAGUCACACCGACAAGAGACCUUUUUCAUGUCUAGAAUGUGGGAAAGGUUUUCUUCGCAAAACAGACCUUCUUUCACACCAGAGAUGUCACACAGGGGAGCGUCCCUAUUUAUGUUCAGAGUGUGGGAAAUGUUUCACAGAGAAAAAGGUUCUUCUUAUUCACCAAAGGAUUCACACAGGGGUGCAUCCUUAUUCAUGUUCAGAGUGCGGGAAAUGUUUCGUUCGUAGAGAAGGACUUCAUCAACAUAUGAAAAUUCACACAGGUGAGCGCCCCUAUUCAUGUCCAGAGUGCGGGAAACGUUACAGUGACAAAGGAAGUCUUGUUAGACACCAGAAAAUUCACACAGGAGAAAAGCCUUAUUCGUGUCCAGAGUGUGGGAAGUGUUUUCGUAGGAAAGGAGACCUUCUUAUACACCAGAGAAGUCACACAGGAGACCGUCCCUUUUUAUGUUCAGUGUGCGGGAAAUGUUACACUGAAAAAAAAGUACUUCUUAUACAUCAGAGAAUUCACACAGGGGAGCGUCCUUAUUCAUGUUCAGAGUGCGGAGAAGGUUUUAUUCGGAUAGAAAAACUUCAUAAACAUCAGAGAAUUCACACAGGUGAGAGUCCCUAUUCAUGUUCAGAGUGCGGGAAAUCUUUCUCUGAGAAAGGAAAACUUCUUCGACACCAGAAACUUCACACAGAGAACAGACCAUAGUCGUGUCCAGAGUGUGGAAAACUGUUUAGUUUAGAAACAAAUCUUCUAUAACCAGGGAAUUAACACAAAUAAGCUUCUAUUUUCAUGUUUAAGUGUGGGAAAGAUUUAUUUUUGAAACAAGACUUUGACACCAGAGACGUCACGGGGAUGAGCAUUCUUUCUCAGAGUGUGGAAAAUGUUUCACUCAGCAAGGGGGCCACCAGAGAGCUCACUCAGACCCAUGUCCUUUUCUAUGCUUAAGACGUUGGGAAGCAAUUUACUUUGAUAGAAAUGAGGUGGAGGAAGGUCCAUCUCUAAGGUUCUGUUUCCAAGAAAUGAGGUGGAGGAAGGUCCAUCUCUAAUGUUCUGUUUCCAAGAAAUGAGGUGUAGGAAGGUCCAUCUCUAAUGUUCUGUUUCCAAGAAAUGAGGUGUAGGAAGGUCCAUCUCUAAUGUUCUGUUUCCAAGAAAUGAGGUGGAAGAAGGUCCAUCUCUAAUGUUCUGUUUCCAAGAAAUGAGGUGGAAGAAGGUCCA